AUGAACUUGAUAUGUAGUCGCACUUCUGUUGUGAAGGCUACUAUUCGGCUAACUGGUAAUGAUCACGAUGCAUUGAGGCAGCAGCGGACGGAACUUCGCAAAAGAGGUUUUCAUGAUGUAGAGAUUGGGACGAAAUUUAUGGAUGUCUUAAAUAUAGAUUAG
Plasmopara halstedii is the source of this 162-nucleotide messenger RNA. RefSeq lists its product as uncharacterized. The transcript is spliced from 2 exons. The coding region runs from base 1 to 162 and encodes 53 amino acids. The record is from RefSeq and is a predicted model, not a curated record. Lineage: Eukaryota; Oomycota; Peronosporomycetes; Peronosporales; Peronosporaceae.